AUGUCUGAUAAUGAGGAGAAAAUUCCAAUAAAGGAUACUGAAAAAAUUGAAGUUGUAAAAUCAGUAAUAGAAGAAGAAAAGACACCGUUGAAGAGAACAAGGUCUAAUGACGAAAAUAACACAGAUAACAAAAGAGUGAAAUCGGAUAAUGCUACAAAAGAUGAGACUAAAGAAGUCGAACAAAUACCAAACGAGGAAAAAGCAAAAUUUGUAUUUGGUUCCACAACUAAAUUCGGUUCAGGGUUUAAUGUAGCUACUGAAAUAAAGAAAGAUAAUUCUAAGGAUUCCAAAAGUUCUAACGAUAAUAAUAAUAAGAAUGAUACUGACAAACCAAAAGUAAUGGCAUUUGGCUCAGGUUUCUCCUUUGGUAGUGGGUUUGGUGUUCUGAAGACUGAUAAUGAGUCGGAAACUAAGAAUUCAGAAAAAGAUAAGAAAGAAGAGACUAGUUCUAAGGAUUCAGAGGACAAUUCACAAGAUGAUUCCAAAAAGGACCAAGUUAACACUGAAAAUGAUGAGAAGGUACAAUUGCAUAAACAAGAUGUCAAGUCAGGUGAAGAAUUAGAAGAGACUUUGAUUCAAGCUAACGCAAAAUUAUAUCAAUUGGUAGAUAUGAAAACUGGUUGGAAAGAAAGAGGUACUGGUGUCAUUAAAGUGAACAAGGAUUCGAAGAAUGACAAAUAUCGUAUUAUAAUGAGGACAAGGACAAUACUGAAAGUUAUACUGAAUUUACCUCUUGUCAAAGGUGUCACAUUAAUGAAAGGCUUCCCAGGAUCUUUACAAAGUGAAAAAUUUAUUAGAAUAAUUGGUAUUGGUGAAAAUAAUAAACCCCUGACAUAUGCUUUAAAAACAGGUAACGAAGAGACCACAGAGGACCUAUAUAAGAUUAUUAAUGACUCCAUUCCUAAGUAA
Molecule: messenger RNA, 909 nt
Organism: Maudiozyma barnettii
Lineage: Eukaryota; Fungi; Ascomycota; Saccharomycetes; Saccharomycetales; Saccharomycetaceae
Gene: YRB2
Product: Yrb2p
Exons: 1
Coding region: 1-909 (302 amino acids)
Biological process (GO): protein import into nucleus
Cellular component (GO): nuclear pore; cytoplasm
Molecular function (GO): GTPase activator activity
Source: RefSeq, a predicted model, not a curated record